Molecule: messenger RNA, 1172 nt
Organism: Petromyzon marinus (sea lamprey)
Lineage: Eukaryota; Metazoa; Chordata; Hyperoartia; Petromyzontiformes; Petromyzontidae
Source: RefSeq, a predicted model, not a curated record
UUCAAAUUAACAUUGACUUGGUGCAUUUGCUGGAAACACGCGAUGGAAGACCCUUCUCGUAUUGUGACGGUGAUCGAUUGAUGAAUGGUGUUGUUUGUUAACUGAAAGUGGCAUACGCAAGAAUACAAAAAAUAUAAUCUCUGUAUGAUAUGUGUGUCUAUGAUGGACGCACUGCGUUCAUCAUUAGUCACUAUUCCAUGGCCUCUGUGAUCGGCUCGAUCCGGCCCAGCCAUCUAUCUGUUCAACAACCCCUAGGACUGCGCCUAUUCACCCGGCCUGCAUCUCAACCGGUGAGUGGCUCGAGCUGAACUUGGGCAACAUCGCCUCAUUUAGCGACCCCCAAUGCCCUGAGGCCAAACCCCCUGUCCCGAUUGAGCGAGUCGCCCUCCCCUACUCUCAUUGCUUCCAAGAAAACAAAGACUUCGGGGAAUUUCUCACUUGUUCAGUACUGCUUAGGGAUGGCGAGGGUCAUGAUGAUAUUAAAUAUUAAUGCUGGCAUCUCUCCCCGCUGAGGUGUUUAACCGCAUUGUGAAUCUGAAAGAGUUGCAUCUAAGUGACAAUGAACUGCGAUCCAUUCCUGUGGGUGCGUUCAAUCAGCUUGUGAAUUUACAAAUACUAUGGCUGUACAACAACAAACUGACGGCUCUACCCCCCGGGGUGUUUGACAAUCUGGCAAAUCUGGAGAAGCUGCAUUUGUACGACAACCAGCUAACGUCUCUCCCUGCUGGGGUAUUUAACCGUCUGGUUAAUUUGCAGAAGCUGCAUUUGUAUCAGAACCAAAUGUCAGCUCUCCCGAAUGGGGUGUUUGACAAACUGACUGAACUGACUAUCUUGGAUCUACGUACCAACCAGCUGCAGGCUCUACCCACUUUGGUGUUUGACAGCCUGGUGAAUCUGAAAGAGCUGCAUCUGUGGGGAAACCAACUGCCAUCCAUUCCUGUGGGCACGUUCGAUAAGCUGGUGAAUUUACAAAAGGUGUGGCUGUACAACAACAAACUGACAACUCUACCCGCCGAGAUGUUUGACAGUCUGGCAAAUCUGAGAGAGCUGCAUCUGUGGGGAAACCCGCUGGUGUCUCUCUCCACUGAGGUGUUUGACAAACUCAAUCAGCUUAGUCUAAAUCCAAAACAAUAUCCAACUCGGUAGAAGUGCAGCCGUAGAGGAAGGGCUCC